Messenger RNA from Haemorhous mexicanus (house finch), 4466 nucleotides. RefSeq names its product shieldin complex subunit 2 (gene SHLD2). Lineage: Eukaryota; Metazoa; Chordata; Aves; Passeriformes; Fringillidae. The record is from RefSeq and is a predicted model, not a curated record. Gene Ontology annotation, cellular component: site of double-strand break; nucleus. Bases 1515 to 4190 code for a protein of 891 amino acids. Gene Ontology annotation, biological process: regulation of double-strand break repair via homologous recombination. The transcript has 10 exons.
AAAAUCUUAAACCUCUUGACUUAUAGAUAGAGGAGCAAAUCCUUUUCACUUACAGCUGAAGUGUAUUCUUGUUGUGUAUGCAAAAGGGAAAUACUAACAUAAUAUUGAAAAUCCUUUGCCUUUUCAAGGACUGAAAUUCUAGAUUUGGAUAUUAAAGUCAUUACUGUUAUACUAACAUGUAGUUAACAUCUCUCAAGAGUUUUGUUUAAAUUACAAUGCUCACAUCAAAAGCAUGUAUUUGAACUUUUCUUUUGAGACACUGGAUCUAUAGAAAUGUGUAAAGCCAGCUUUCAUCUUGCUGAGAUAUGGAAGUCCUGAGGGGAUCAGCUAUUGAUUGGACUGGAUUGCCAUCUCCUUUGAACCUCACAGAAAUACACUAAUGAUGCCACAUGAAGGAUGUAGCUGCAUACUAGAGGAACAGACUGAAAUUAUUUUAAAUACUGAUGAUUCCUAGUACAGGAAGGAGUUUGACAUCUUUGACCCAAAAAGUCACUUGGAAAUUGCCAAAAGUACUGGACCUAUUACACAAAUCAGAAAGUUGGCAGAGGUCAUUUACCAUUCCUAAGCUGGAUUAGCUCUCAAAUUUUUUCUUGUGUUCUCUACAUCUUCAGAAUUGCCUAUUGAACCAACUUCUGUUAGCAACAGCACUCCCAAAAGAAGUAGCUGUAAUCAGCAUUUUAAGGAACACUUAUAGCUGUUUCUGCAUAUAUUAAAAUUAUAAUUAUACAGCAGAAAUUUUUAAAAAUAAAAGGUCUUCUUUUUGUGUGCUGUGUAAGUGGGCUUAUUUUUAAUUAGCUAGAAAAGCUAGCAAUUUCUUGAGUAGAUUGAUACUACAUAAAUGAAUUAAAGCAAAUCCUCAAUCACCUGCUCAAGCUUUACUGACCUCUAAGUGGUUAUUAAAUAAUUAUUAUUUACCAGUAAUAGCCUGAAACAGUAGUUUCAUGCCAAAACAGCAUGUAAAAUAUUGCAUUCCUAACAAACUUUAAUUUUAAAUAGCUCUAGUGUUUUAUAAUUUAGAUAAAACUGUAAUUUUCUGGGAGAUGAAAUGAUCUCCUAACUAUGCUGUGAAGAUUUCUUACAUUUAUUUCAGAUGAGUUAAAAUCCAUUACUGAAUAGUGAAGUCACAUUUGACUGUUUAAUUAGCAAAAGUAAAUGAAGACAAAUAGGUCCAUAAUCACACUAAUUUUAACUUCACUAUAAUGUAUUUCCAUGUAUCAGAAUCAGAAACUAGGUAUUGCUGUAAAUUUAUUUUUCUGUGCAGAUUUGAUGGAAAUAAAUGCUAAAUAUUUCUAAAAUAAUUUACCUUUUUUAGAUUUUGUACAUCUAUUUUUAUAGGCUCUAAGUAGUUAAGUAGUGUUUUUACCGGUUAAACUGUGAAAUAAUCCCACGAAUUUUAGGUGUUUUAAAAUUGUAAAGAAAAAGUAAAAUCCUUUUUUUUAAAUCUGCUAAUAUUUAUUAUUUUGCUUAUUGCUUAAGCCACGUUAUUUCAAGUCAAACUUACACAGCAGUCAAAAAUGUCAAAAAGACCUCAAGUUCAUAUUUUUGUGGGAGCACCCAGUAUCCCGAGGCCACGGGAGGUGUUAGAGCAGAGCUCAGCCCCUACUGGUGAGCGAUGGAGGGAGCUGCGCUGUUUGUGUGAUAGCCCUGGCUUUGCUCCUGGGAGGUUCUGGGAUGCUUCUGCCCUCUUGGUGCCCCAGGCAGAAAGCUCCACACCCACAGGGGUCCCUACCAGCGGGGACAGAGCUCAGCAGGGCAGGUUCAUGGCAAAAGAAGGAACAGAUUUGCCAUCUCCUGCCCCUGUGGCGCUAACUUGUACCAGCACGCCUAAAAAGAGCACAAGUUUAACUUGCUCUGAUUGUCAAGGACCCAAAGAUAGAUUGACACCUCCAGAUGUAAAUCAGGCUGCAGAUCAACACCUGCCCCAGGGCUGUGCAGAAUCAGCUGGACAAGAGAAACCAUCAGGUGCCUGCUGCCCAGAGCUCAGUGAGAGAAAAGCCCAUCCUUCAGAAGUCAACAGCGCUGACAUUUCUGCGUUGGUUGCCAGCACUGAGCAGGUCAGCAUCCAUCUACAGUCUGGGAGACUUGCAGCAGCUCACCAAAGUGAGCAUCAUGAACAUCCAAGUCAAUGUAUGGAUGUGUUUUUCCAACAAGGUCAGGGGUCCAAACCAAAAGAACCAAAUGACUCUGCAGACUUUGCAGUGUCAGCAGACACUGAGUUUCGUAGUGUAGUGACUUUGAGUCAGGUGGCUGUUUUUGCACAGAAUAAGAUGCAGGAAAGUAUUGUAAAACUGUCAGAAAGAGAAGCAGGCAAAAAAGCUGAAGAAGGACAGUAUGAUCACUUCCAAUGUAAUUCUGGUGUUGGAACAUGUACUACUACUGUGACUGAAAAUGAACAUGAGGAAGAGGAUGCAAGUUCUCUUGAACUUUUCAGCUCUGGGGAUGAUGGGGAAAAUGUUUUGAUUAAAGCCACAAAACAGGAAGAAAGUGCUCAGGAAAAUGCAGACGAGUUUCAAGAACUUGAUGUUCCUGCUAAGCAGAUUGUAAAUGAAAUCCAUAUUGAGCCACUGAGCUCUGGGAUACUGUGCUCUCAAGGGAACUGUUCUCACAAGAACUUUUCUAAAAGACCCCGCAAGCAUGAAGAUUCCUUUCUUCUUUUUCACUCAGCAUUUAAAAGACAGCUGAAAUCUAAGAGAGCUAAACUGAAUUCCUCUCCACCUGGUUCUGGUGUGAGAGUGGACCCAGACAGGAUAGCAGAGUUCAAGAAACUCCAAAAGAAACUAUCACUACUUAAGAAUUGCUGCAGCAAAAAUCAAAAGUACAGUAUUUUGGUUGCAGUUGUACAUCCUUGUCAUAUCAAAGAAAUACAGCAGAAGAGUAAGCCAAAAUCUUCAUGUAAAGUUCCUGUGGCAACAGUUGUUGUUGUUGACCAGUCGGAAAUUGAGAGAAAGGUGGUGCUGUGGCGUGGUGCUGCAUUUUGGUCCCUUACUGUGUUUCCUGGGGAUAUCAUACUGCUUACAGAUAUAAUAAUGUAUGAGAAUCCUUGGUGUGGAGAGGUCAUGCUUCAGUCAACAUUUACCAGUCAGUUACUGAAUCUGGGGAACUGCUCAGCUCUCAAAACAGAAGAAUCUUAUCCUCUAGUGGAUGAUGGUGUUCUCCAUGGCUUGUUGGCAUACAUAUCAUCAGAAUUACCACACUUCAGAGACAUUCCACAAAGACAAGUUCAGAGACUGGAUGGUGUUCAGUAUGUGCAGCUAGAUCAGCUCCAGCCAAACACUUUGGUGCACUCAAUCCUGAAAAUUAUCAAUAUUUCUGUGUUAACAGCAGAAUCUUUGUACAGCUACAGAGGUGGCAGCCAAAGAAAAAUUAUUCUAACAGUAGAACAGAACAGAGAUGAACAAUAUAGGAUGGUUCUGUGGGGAGCAGGGGCUGCCUGGUACCCCCAGCUUCAGAGGAAAAAAGACCACAUAUGGGACUUCAAAUACCUUUUGGUCCAGUGUAGUUCUGUCUCAGGUGACUUUGAACUGCACACAACUCCAUGGUCAUCCUAUGAGUGCUUGUUUGAUGAUGACAAAAGGGCAGUUGAAUUUAAGGAAAAGUUUCAGAGAAGUCAAACAUCCCUCAUGGAGUUGACAAGGCUCUCAGCACUCCUGCAAGAUAAAUGCUCAGGAGUGGUCCAAGUGAAAGCCCGUAUCUUGGAAUUGAAGUUUACCAUUUCCACUGGUCAGUACAAGCAACUCAUCUUCUCUGCUGACACUUCACUGGAAUGUGUUUUGGCUUCUCUGCCUAUGAUUACGUAUUCGGGUUGUGCCAAAUGUGGUUUGGAACUACAGACAGAUGAGAACAUGAUCUAUAAGCAAUGUAUUAGAUGUCUGCCAUACAGCAAAGUAAAAACAUUCUACAGACCUGCUUUGAUGACAGUAGAAGAUGAAGGUUGUGAAAUUUAUGUUCAUGUGGUGUCUGAGUUGGUGGAAAAAAUCUUCCUCAAUAUUCCUGCAGACUGGCUGAAGAGAUUAGUAGUGCCCUCUUCAGAUAUAACCUACAGCAUAAUAGUAGCAGAUCUGUGUCAUUCACUGCUGGCAGAUACAGAAGCAUCCUAUUUGUUGGAAAUCAGAAGCCACUUUGUGCUAGAUGAGAACAGCUAUCCUUUGCAAAAGGAUUUCCAUCUGCUGAAUUUUCAUCCAGAUCUUUGACCUCUGCACUAACUGAGUAACAAAGACCAUAAGGAUACACAAAUGGGAAGCAGAAGAAAAAUUAUUUAGCUGAAGGAAGCAAAUCUCUUAAAGUUAUAAUAAAAGAUUUUGGUUUUAACUUAUGAAAAAAGCAAAACCAUCAACAGGACUGGUAUGGAAUAUCUGCUAAUAGUACAUACUGCUGGAGUAAUACUUAUGAAUUUUCAUAAAAUAUAUUUUUAUACAUGCAUAUUUGUGUUAAUAAUUUUGUUAAUAAACUCCAACGAUUAUAAUAAA